Pan troglodytes (chimpanzee) is the source of this 6837-nucleotide messenger RNA. RefSeq names its product filamin A interacting protein 1 like (gene FILIP1L). The record is from RefSeq and is a predicted model, not a curated record. Bases 455 to 4027 code for a protein of 1190 amino acids. The transcript is spliced from 6 exons. Lineage: Eukaryota; Metazoa; Chordata; Mammalia; Primates; Hominidae.
ACACACAGACGUGCUCACGGAGCCUGUGCCUGCCUCUACUUGUCUGCUCUGCGCAGAUGGUUCCUGGCUUUUGGGUCACCUCAUCCUGCAGCCCAGUCCAGUUAGAACCUUUCUUCCACAGAGACUGGCAAGCUGUGGGGUAAGAGUUUUGGUAAGGCUGCCUGUCUUCAGAGCAUGAAGGACACUGCCCGGAGAGGGAAGAGGGCAAUAUUUAGUGUUUGGGCCUACUUGUUGUUGGGCUCCCCACUGCCUCUCCUUUGCAGAGCUAUCACUGGCCCCUGGUUGCAAACUCUCGGUGGCUUUCAAGCCUACAAAACAAAAACUGAGAGGGUGUCCAAAAAGAGAAGAAGAAAACGUUGUUGUUGGUCCUGGAUUCCACUGUUGGAUUUUGGUGGGGAUGAGAAGAAGGAAUUACCAGGCGUGAUCAACAAAGGUACCUGCACGGCUUUAAAGAAUGCGUUCCAGAGGCAGUGAUACCGAGGGCUCAGCCCAAAAGAAAUUUCCAAGACAUACUAAAGGCCACAGUUUCCAAGGGCCUAAAAACAUGAAGCAUAGACAGCAAGACAAAGACUCCCCCAGUGAGUCGGAUGUAAUACUUCCGUGUCCCAAGGCAGAGAAGCCACACAGUGGUAAUGGCCACCAAGCAGAAGACCUCUCAAGAGAUGACCUGUUAUUUCUCCUCAGCAUUCUGGAGGGAGAACUGCAGGCUCGAGAUGAGGUCAUAGGCAUUUUAAAGGCUGAAAAAAUGGACCUGGCUUUGCUGGAAGCUCAGUAUGGGUUUGUCACUCCAAAAAAGGUGUUAGAGGCUCUCCAGAGAGAUGCUUUUCAAGCGAAAUCUACCCCUUGGCAGGAGGACAUCUAUGAGAAACCAAUGAAUGAGUUGGACAAAGUUGUGGAAAAACAUAAAGAAUCUUACAGACGAAUCCUGGGACAGCUUUUAGUGGCAGAAAAAUCCCAUAGGCAAACCAUACUGGAGUUGGAGGAAGAAAAGAGAAAACAUAAAGAAUACAUGGAGAAGAGUGAUGAAUUCAUAUGCCUACUAGAACAGGAAUGUGAAAGAUUAAAGAAGCUAAUUGAUCAAGAAAUCAAGUCUCAGGAGGAGAAGGAGCAAGAAAAGGAGAAAAGGGUCACCACCCUGAAAGAGGAGCUGACCAAGCUGAAGUCUUUUGCUUUGAUGGUGGUGGAUGAACAGCAAAGGCUGACGGCACAGCUCACCCUUCAAAGACAGAAAAUCCAAGAGCUGACCACAAAUGCAAAGGAAACACAUACCAAACUAGCCCUUGCUGAAGCCAGAGUUCAGGAGGAAGAGCAGAAGGCAACCAGACUAGAGAAGGAACUGCAAACGCAGACCACAAAGUUUCACCAGGACCAAGACACAAUUAUGGCGAAGCUCACCAAUGAGGACAGUCAAAAUCGCCAGCUUCAACAAAAGCUGGCAGCACUCAGCCGGCAGAUUGAUGAGUUAGAAGAGACAAACAGGUCUUUACGAAAAGCAGAAGAGGAGCUGCAAGAUAUAAAAGAAAAAAUCAGUAAGGGAGAAUAUGGAAACGCUGGUAUCAUGGCUGAAGUGGAAGAGCUCAGGAAACGUGUGCUAGAUAUGGAAGGGAAAGAUGAAGAGCUCAUAAAAAUGGAGGAGCAGUGCAGAGAUCUCAAUAAGAGGCUUGAAAGGGAGACGUUACAGAGUAAAGACUUUAAACUAGAGGUUGAAAAACUCAGUAAAAGAAUUAUGGCUCUGGAAAAGUUAGAAGACGCUUUCAACAAAAGCAAACAAGAAUGCUACUCUCUGAAAUGCAAUUUAGAAAAAGAAAGGAUGACCACAAAGCAGUUGUCUCAAGAACUGGAGAGUUUAAAAGUAAGGAUCAAAGAGCUAGAAGCCAUUGAAAGUCGGCUAGAAAAGACAGAAUUCACUCUAAAAGAGGAUUUAACUAAACUGAAAACAUUAACUGUGAUGUUUGUAGAUGAACGGAAAACAAUGAGUGAAAAAUUAAAGAAAACUGAAGAUAAAUUACAAGCUGCUUCUUCUCAGCUUCAAGUGGAGCAAAAUAAAGUAACAACAGUUACUGAGAAGUUAAUCGAGGAAACUAAAAGGGCGCUCAAGUCCAAAACCGAUGUAGAAGAAAAGAUGUACAGCAUAACCAAGGAGAGAGAUGAUUUAAAAAACAAAUUGAAAGCGGAAGAAGAGAAAGGAAAUGAUCUCCUGUCAAGAGUUAAUAUGUUGAAAAAUAGGCUUCAAUCAUUGGAAGCAAUUGAGAAAGAUUUCCUAAAAAACAAAUUAAAUCAAGACUCUGGGAAAUCCACAACAGCAUUACACCAAGAAAACAAUAAGAUUAAGGAGCUCUCUCAAGAAGUGGAAAGACUGAAACUGAAGCUAAAGGACAUGAAAGCCAUUGAGGAUGACCUCAUGAAAACAGAAGAUGAAUAUGAGACUCUAGAACGAAGGUAUGCUAAUGAACGAGACAAAGCUCAAUUUUUAUCUAAAGAGCUGGAACAUGUUAAAAUGGAACUUGCUAAGUACAAGUUAGCAGAAAAGACAGAGACCAGCCAUGAACAAUGGCUUUUCAAAAGGCUUCAAGAAGAAGAAGCUAAGUCAGGGCACCUCUCAAGAGAAGUGGAUGCAUUAAAAGAGAAAAUUCAUGAAUACAUGGCAACUGAAGACCUAAUAUGUCACCUCCAGGGAGAUCACUCAGUCCUGCAAAAAAAACUAAAUCAACAAGAAAACAGGAACAGAGAUUUAGGAAGAGAGAUUGAAAACCUCACUAAGGAGUUAGAGAGGUACCGGCAUUUCAAUAAGAGCCUCAGGCCUAGUCUCAAUGGAAGAAGAAUUUCCGAUCCUCAAGUAUUUUCUAAAGAAGUUCAGACAGAAGCAGUAGACAAUGAACCACCUGAUUACAAGAGCCUCAUUCCUCUGGAACGUGCAGUCAUCAAUGGUCAGUUAUAUGAGGAGAGUGAGAAUCAAGACGAGGACCCUAAUGAUGAGGGAUCUGUGCUGUCCUUCAAAUGCAGCCAGUCUACUCCAUGUCCUGUUAACAGAAAGCUAUGGAUUCCCUGGAUGAAAUCCAAGGAGGGCCAUCUUCAGAAUGGAAAAAUACAAACUAAACCCAAUGCCAACUUUGUGCAACCUGGAGAUCUAGUCCUAAGCCACACACCUGGGCAGCCACUUCAUAUAAAGGUUACUCCAGACCAUGUACAAAACACAGCCACUCUUGAAAUCACAAGUCCAACCACAGAGAGUCCUCACUCUUACACGAGUACUGCAGUGAUACCGAACUGUGGCACGCCAAAGCAAAGGAUAACCAUCCUCCAAAACGCCUCCAUAACACCAGUAAAGUCCAAAACCUCUACCGAAGACCUCAUGAAUUUAGAACAAGGCAUGUCCCCAAUUACCAUGGCAACCUUUGCCAGAGCACAGACCCCAGAGUCUUGUGGUUCUCUAACUCCAGAAAGGACAAUGUCCCCUAUUCAGGUUUUGGCUGUGACUGGUUCAGCUAGCUCUCCUGAGCAGGGACGCUCCCCAGAACCAAUAGAAAUCAGUGCCAAGCAUGCGAUAUUCAGAGUCUCCCCAGACCGGCAGUCAUCAUGGCAGUUUCAGCGUUCAAACAGUAAUAGCUCAAGUGUGAUAACUACUGAGGAUAAUAAAAUCCACAUUCACUUAGGAAGUCCUUACAUGCAAGCUGUAGCCAGCCCUGUGAGACCUGCCAGCCCUUCAGCACCACUGCAGGAUAACCGAACUCAAGGCUUAAUUAACGGGGCACUAAACAAAACAACCAAUAAAGUCACCAGCAGUAUUACUAUCACACCAACAGCCACACCUCUUCCUCGACAAUCACAAAUUACAAUCAAGGAGGUAUGCAAGCAGAGAAUCCCAGCACGGAUCCCUAAACUGAAAUCUACAGGCAUCACCAAGAUUUCCACUAAAGCCCCCACAGUGCCUAUGGAUAAGCCUAUUUACCAAAAUGGCUGUGGGAAGCUACACAUCGUGAGAACUGUCACCUCCAACACCUUCCUCCACGUGGGAGGGAGAAGGUAACUCAUACCAAUGCACUGCCUGGAUACAUUCAUCUACAGAAAUAUGUGGAAAGCUAAAAUUACCACUAUGAAAGGCCAAAGGACCAUCUCUCCAGGAAAUGGUGAAGCAGCUUGGUGGACCUGAUGAAGAUCAUCCCCCAAAAAGCAGCACGUCUACAAUUAUUUUACUUCUACAUGUGUAUAUGCACAUACAAACACUCGCAGGCCUAGACCCACACCCAAAUCUACCCAUUUCCUCAUCCGACAUAUAAUCUAACCCAAAGAUGAACUACCUAGAAUCAGCCUGGGAUAGGACUGAAUUCACUAGAACAGUUCAAGAGUUUUCUGGUGAAAACAGAAGUAAUUCUUCAUUCUACAGAACUUUGCUGAUUAAUCAUAUUUUGCUAAGAAAAGGUGAUAGCAAAAAUUCCUAAUCUGAGUCAAGAAAAUCAGAUUAUUUCCAUCAAGAUGACAGGACAAUUAAAAUCACACUUUAAGGUCUAAAACUAUGAUUUCUUUAUGACCAGGAGGGAAAAAGCAAAGUGAUAAUUCUUAAAGGAGGAAAAGCAUAACAAAAGUGAAUAACAGCCAAAUAUAUCCUUUGUGCAGAAUACCUGACAAUCACUGGUGUAGUAAGCAUACCUGACCACUGGCACUUAGUCUCAGUAACACUGAGAUAUUUUAGGGAGAUAUGAAUCAAUAUUCCAGGUGCUCGAAAAAAUACAGAAUUUAUCAUCUCACAGGACAUUGUUUAUUCAUAUCUCUUCUCUGAAUAAACACUAUCGAAAAUCAGUUGAUUCAACAAAAGCUUGGGGUUAGGAGACUCAAAUUCCAAUCCUAGAUUUUCAUUCAUGUGACAACGAGCUUUGUAUUCAUCAAUCUAAGCCUUGAGUUUCCACAUGUAAAACAGGAAAGUGAAAUAAUUCCUCAGGUCCCUUCCAGUUCUGAUAACCUAUGAAUAUGCCCAACUAUUAAUACAAAAUGUUGAAUUCAAACAGUCAUCUAUAAGGGUAGACCCAGUCCCCUGGCAAAAAGCUAAAGCAAUUCUUUACAUCACACUGAAAACUCUCUCAUUGAAUUGAGAGAAAGGUGUGCCUGUAAUUCAGUGUGGACAGAGUAAUACAGGACAUUUUAAGACAAGGCAUGUUUGACACAAAAGGCAGUUCAAAAAACAUUUCAAAAAGCUUCAAUCGAGGGGGGAAAAAAAUCAAUGGAACGACACUAAACGUUUUUUGUGAUCCUUCACUAAAAACUGGAAGCAUGACCCUGGAAGAAAUCCUCAUGGUUAAAGACUGCUUUAGCCAGCUGCCCUGGGUUGGAGCCAGCAGAGCAAGAGUAAAGGAACUCCCAUUCCCCAUACUUAUCUAACUAAGUCCACCUCAUUGCACUAAUGCCACUGUACAAACACCCCCAGGCCCCUGCAAUUUCAAGGAGGAGAAGGAGCUAGAGGCCUGGGCAGCAUUGAAAGGGAUGAUGGGCAGCACUGAGAGGGAUGAUGGGCAGCAUUGAGAGGGAUGAUGGGCAGCAUUGAGAGGGAUGAUGGGCAGCAUUGAGAGGGAUGAUAGGCAGCAGUCCCAGCAGGCAAGUGGCAGAGGGCAGUAGGGGGAGGUCAAGUGAAUUAAAAGCCUGAAAUGGAAAAGUCUAAGUGAAAGGAAAGCAGGAAGAGAAUAGUAGAAGGGGAUAGACUACAAAAGAAGGUGAAGACUGGGCAUGGUGGCUCAUGCCAGUAACCCCAGCACUUUGGGAGGCUGAGGUGAGAGGAUUUCUUGAGGCCAGGAGCUCAAGACCAGUCUGGGCAACUUGGCAAGACCUUGUCUCUCCGAAAAGAAAAGAAAAAAAAAAAGCCAGGUGUUGUGGUGCACACCUGUAGUCCUAGCUAAUUAGGAGGAAGAGGCAAGAGGAUUGUUUGAGCCCAGAAGUCCGAGGCUGCAGUUAGCAUGAUCACACCACUGCACUCCAGACUGACUGACAGAGCAAGACCUUGCUUGUGGGGGAAAAAAAAAAAAAGGGUGCAGUGAUGAAGUUCUAACAUCAAAAAAAAAAAAAAUACACGUAUGUACAGAGUGCUUAGUAUUGUGCCACACAUAGAGCAGGUAUCUGAUAAAUCUAGAGUGAAUAGAGAAUGAGUAAAUGAAGAAGAGAAGGCCAUUCAGUCGACAUUUUCUCACUUGAGAAAACAUGCUAAGAGAUAGCAAUGGUAUGACAGGGUUAGGAAAAGUAGUUAUGCCCAGGUGACAUUCAACAUUGGUAAUUAUGCUAAUAGAAAAAAAACCCAUUGGAAUCCCUUAGUGAAAACCAAACAGGUUGAAAAGAAGCAUAAAACAGGAAAAACAACACGCACUAACAAUAGUCCCAGAAAAACAAAAUACCUUGGGAAAAAUUUUACUCUGAAAUGAAGCACAAAAUAUGUUGUAUGUUGAAGCUUUCAAAAUUGUUUUCUCCCAUGUCAGGAGACUUCCUAAAGUACAUUUUUAUCCAAGCUAGCAUAAGUUUAAGAGGAAGCACAAAAAGAGGGACAAGAUAGUAUACAAAGUACUAAAAAAAAUUUAGGUAGAAGCCAGGCACGGUGGCUCACGCCUGUAAUCCCAGCACUUUGGGAGUCCGAGGCGGGUGGAUCACCUGAGGUCGGGAGUUUGAGACCGGCUUCACCAACGUGGAGAAACCCCGUCUCUACUAAAAAUGCAAAAUUAGCCGGGCAUGGUGGCGCAUGCCUGUAAUCCCAGCUACUCCGGAGGCUGAGGCAGAAGAAUCUGCUUGAACCUGGGAGGCAGAGGUUGCAGUGAGCCGAGAUUGCGCCAUUGCACUCCAGCCUGGGCAGUAAGAGCAAAACUC